Molecule: messenger RNA, 1143 nt
Organism: Lipotes vexillifer (Yangtze River dolphin)
Lineage: Eukaryota; Metazoa; Chordata; Mammalia; Artiodactyla; Lipotidae
Gene: CUNH11orf42
Product: chromosome unknown C11orf42 homolog
Exons: 3
Coding region: 49-1053 (334 amino acids)
Source: RefSeq, a predicted model, not a curated record
GGUUUCUGCAGCAGCUACUGCCCUGCCUAACCCCUCCCACACUCCAUCAUGUUGGUUGGUACCCCUCACCUGCUGACACUGGAUGAAGCUGAUGCUACCUGGACCCUCAUCAAAGAUAAGGUUACAGAGGAGCGCUUUGGGCCCAAUGUAGUGGCAGUACCUUUCCUGUCGGAUGCAGCCUGCUUUGACCUACUGGGUGUGCUAGUGAAACAGUCCCGCCCAGCCCACACCCGCCUGGCUCUGCCAGGUCGGCAGGGCCGGCGGGCACUACAACCAGUGGGGCCACUACCGAACCUCCUGGAGCAGGCAGGCUCUGAAGGUGCCUUUGCCCACUGCACUAGAGAAUACUCACCAAAUGGCCGGGCAGAGACAGCCUAUGAGGAAAUGCGACUGUUGGAUGGGCAGCCCUGCCGGAUCCGCUUACAUAUGGGUGGCCUGCGCAAGAAGGUGGCCUUCCUGCUGCUGCCACCAGGGCAGGUGAGCUUACAGCAGACUCUUCCCUGGCUCCGAAGCACCCACAGCAUCUACGUCAUAUACCAGGUCUUCUCCUGUUCCUGGCUACAGCUGGGGCUGCUGCCUACAGCCCGGGAGCCCCAACUGCUCUGGUUACAGCGGUCACUGCCUAUUGCCUUCUCCUGCCUCAAGUUUUCACUGCAGCCCAAGGGAGUGCUGGGACCACAGAAGCCCCUGAUCAAAGACCCACUGCCCCAUGGGGCCAGUUGGGUCAGACCCGACCUCAGCAUCAUGCCACCUCCAGCCCCCACGUCAGCCCCUGCUAAUGUCCCCGAAGCUGCUGAUGUGCCCUCAUCUGGCCCAGCCCCACCUUCACCACCUCCCCAGGAAGGACCAGAGGGCAGACCACCCAGAUUCUCCUACAAGGGCCGAAACCCCUUCCGAAGGGGGCCCCAGAUGCUGUCAGAGAACUGGCUCUUCAGCCCCCGAAGCCCCGCACCAGGAACCCAGGGUGGGGGCCCUGGGGACCCCGAGCGGCACUCCAUGUCCCUGCCCCUGCUGCAGGGUCUGUCCUCGGAGUUUGACAGCGACGACGAAUGAAGCUGAGGCGAGAGAUGCAGGGGGCCAGGCCCCCAAGAUCUGACAUAGGGAUACUGGUCCCCAAUAAACAUCAGCUGCUGCUCCCCCAAA